UGGAAUAUACUCUGCAAGACAAACAAAAAAACCCAAACAAACUGAAUCACUAUGCUGUAUGCCUGAAAAAAAAAACCACAAAGGGAAAAAAUGUCAUAUUCUUGGUGCUAAAAAGAAAAAUAGGAACCCCUUCUGCACAACCACUGAAAUAUCUCUGUAAGAAACUGACUAGGAAAAACUCCUGCUGUAGUCCUUCUCUCUCAGAUGGAGAAUCUGAGCAAGGCCCAGUGUUUUGCCCAGGGUCAAAUCCAGUUAGUGAGCCAGAGAGACUAGAACUCACCCCUAAAUUCCACUUGGAGGUAUAUUCAGUCACAGCCUGUAGCUGAGCAGUGCUAGUCUUGACAUAAUAUUGUGUCUAAACCACAAUAGUCUGUGGAAGAUUUAAAAACAGCAGGUAAUAUGUUGGCAGUUGAAAAACAAUGUGUCAAUUACACUAGUCGCUCAGUUUCUCCUCCAGGCAGUUUCUGAGCUUUAAUUCUAGCUGAUGGCGCUAACACUCCCUAACUUUUGCCUACCAGCUGGCUGAAGUGGCAGUUCUCACAUGCGCUUUGGUGAUGUCCCUUGGUGUCCUAGAGUGGGUCCAAGUGUCAGGAGUGAUAGGAGAAGAGGAGAACCAAGGAACGACAUGAAGUAGCUGAGGCUGUUUUUCAGCAUGGUGUUUCAAGCUUUUUUUUUUUUUUUUUUUUUUUGCUAUUUCUUGGGCGGCUCCCGCGGCAUAUGGAGGUUCCCAGGCUAGGGGUCCAAUCGGAGCUGUAGUCUCCGGCCUACGCCAGAGCCACAGCAACACGGGAUCUGAGCCGCGUCUGCAACCUACACCACAGCUCACGGCAACGCUGGAUUGUUAACCCACUGAGCAAGGGCAGGGACCGAACCCGCAACCUCUUGGUUCCUAGUCGGAUUCGUUAACCACUGCGCCACGACGGGAGCUCCUCAAGCUUUUUUUUUUUUUUUUCCCCCCACUGUAAUCCACAGUAAGAAACAUAUUUUACAUUGCACCUUAGAUCUCUCUCUCUCUCUCUCUCUCUCUCACACACACACACACACACACACACAUCCCAUUCGCAUGAAUAAUUGAAACAAAAGGUUCAUGAAACAGUUCUUACUUUACAAAUGCAUGCCAUAUACUGAUGUUUUAUACUUUGUCCUAUUUUACUAAAAAAAAAAAAGUCUUUAUUGAAUUGAUUUUGCUGCUCACAACCUUUGGAGAAUCUGCUUGCUGUGCUUGGAUCUGAAAGAUACGCGCAUGCUUUUUUUAGGGCAUCGAUUUUGGCACAGAAUGUGCAGGUGAUUGUGUGGCCCAUCUGGGUUAGUCUUCAAUUAACAGGAGCAGCUUAAGGAAAAUGGAAAGUGUUCUGAACUCCUCAGAGCCUCCUCUCUCUAAAUAUCAAGAUGUACAGCUGGCUCCCACAAGGAUUUUCCUUCAGUUGCUACUUGACUGUUAGAAAAAGCUGCUGUUUGAUUUAAGCCCUCAAAUAAUACAAUUUAUCUUUUCAUAUUGCAUGUCCAUUUGAAUGUUUCCCCCCCAAAGCCUCUCCUACACGUCCCCUUCUUCCUGGCCGCCCAAGCAUGCUUUUAUUCAUUUGGGGACAACCUUGAAUGAGAAGCCUGUGCUUGGGUCAGCGCUGCCUCUCCCCGCCCCCCACUGCCAGGAGCCAGCACUGAGCCUGCCUCUGGGUCUGUUCUGUGACUGCUUGUCCAGUUUAGUUUCUCAAUUUAUGCUCGUGGUAUGUAAUGCCCUAUUACUUCAUGACAUCUAAUCUUUAAACCUGAGGUUUAUAAUGGUUUUUGAAUGCACACUUUUAGCCUAUGGAAAUUUGUAUUUCAAGAUUUUUUUUUUAAUUUGACAUAGUGAACAAAAGUGGCCCUUUCCCCAUUAUGGACAGUGAAUUAAUAAAUGAAAAGCCCUUUCCAUAUGUACCUUCUGAAAUUUUAAAUAAAGGAGGAGCCAGGUGCAUGAGGUUCCUGUUUGUUGUUUUCCUAAGACUCUUCGUGCCCCAAAUAUGGUUGCCAUGGCAAUAAACAGACCAUGACCUUCCUGGCUACUAGGUCCUCAUGUUAGCGCCACCCUGCCCCCUCAUCGUUCUUAGUUUUCUUCUUCAUCCCUCCUCUGUCUCAGCCUUAGCCUUGUUUCCUGGCGCCCGCCCCUCUCACUUCCCACAAUAGGUGCUUGUAGGGCUUCUGAAUUUUUGUUAUUGGAAAACCAGGCUUUUAUGAUGAGGACCUAAAGCCAGGGAUGUAGUCAGCCGGUUCAUGGUCAAAUAAAUAGUCGGGCUAGGGAAGUGUAACUUAAGCCUGAAAGGAGUAAGAGUUGCUGCGGUACCUCAGAGAAUUACCUAAUAAAGGAGUAAGUAACAUUUGUGGUUCAUUGUUUCACAUUAAUGAGCAGGCAGACAAGCCUUUCCAUGUGAAAAUACACACUGUAGGAUGAAUCAGACUUUACAAUUCUUUCAUGAGUGGGUGUGUGAGUCAUUUAGUGGGGACUCUUUGGGGGAAUUUGUAAGUUAAAGUGAAAAAAAAAACCCAUAAUCCCCUUCUGAGAGAAACUUUUUCUAAUGUUGUCUCUAUAAUUGGCCCAUUCCUCCCUCCUCUCCCCCCAGUUGUUUAUUUUGUCAUUUCUUAUUAUCCCAACCAGAACUCGGCUUAAUUAUAGCGUUUCUCACCUUGUCUUGUAAUUAUGUGCAAUGUAAUCUACUAGAAUCAUCUCUUUGCUAGUACUUGUUUUGCCAUCUCUCUCCUGUUAGGAUGAGCUCCUUGAGUAAAGAAAUGACUGUUACAUUUGUAUCCUCAACGCCUAAUAAUAGUGCCUGUCUCUGUUAUUGUAAGGAAUAAGGAAUAAGGAAUGAACAAGAUAGGGAACAGCUCUGGAGCCAAUCCAGAUUCCCAGUGGUGACGGAUCUUGUGUUCACAGUGUGUAAAAAAUGAUGCAGACAGACUCCAAGCUCAAGGUCUUCAUCACACCACUCCUACCCCCAGGUCUUGCCCGGGACCUCUGUUACCCAGUAGUCAAAGCUGCAGUGCUUUAAAUUUGAAAUCAACUGCUUAUUAAAACCUAUGGGAAUGAACCCUUUGUGUAGAAAGAAUUUAGGGUUAUGCUCGAACUCCCUUCAUAGUGUUGAAGGGGAUUAUUGUCUUGGUGUCGGGAAAGCCUUAAAUCCCAUUAGUUUGAAUGUGGUAAAGUGUUUAUGUUCUCUUCAGAAAUGCCUGAAAAUUUGAGAAAAUUCUCAGUGUCUGUAGGUGACUCUGAGUUUUGGCAGCAAGCUGCAUAUUUUGCCAGGAGCCAAAUUUUAAGUUUUAUUGUCUUUCUGGAAACAUAUCUGUGAAAUAAUGGAAAUAGUGACAAAAUAUGCUUGACAUUUUAAAAGUUUCUAAAAUCAUGUUGUUUACUUGUCUCCAAGUCAGAUGUAUGAAUUAAACAACAACAACAACUUUUAUGAUAUCCUGACGUUGGGCUAUGACAUUAUUAAUACAAAGUUUAAAAAAUAUAUUAAAUUUUAUAUAUAUGUACUGACUGAUGACAGUUCUUUACUUCUGAAUUCAUGGAAGUGGAAGUCAGAUUUUAGUUGUUGAUUAAGGUCCUACUAUUACAAUAAAAAAUUUUGGGAUUUACCCAGAAUGUGGGCUACUGGAUUUCCUUGAUAAACUCUAUUUUAAUUUUUUUUUUUGAGAGGAACAGUAGUUGACCUAGACCUUGAGUUAAAUAUAAAGACUGCAGGAUGAGAUGGAGGUGGGGGUGGUGUCUACUCUAGCAAUUGAGAGGGUCAUUUGCAUUGUUCCCAUGGGGCCAUACAGUGAUUCUUGCCACUAAGUGACAGAACAGACAGGGAGUUCCCAUUGUGGCUCAGCGGGUUAGGAACACAACUAGUAGCCAUGAGGAUGUGUGUUUGAUCCCUGGCCUCCCUCAGUGGCCAUGAGCUGUGAUGUAGGUUUCGGACGUGGCAUGGAUCCCCAGUUGCUGCAGCUGUGGUGUAGGCCAGCAGCUGCAACUCUGAUUUGACCCCUAGCCUGGGAACUUCCAUAUGUCUCAGAUGGGGCCCUUUAAAAAAAAAAAAAAGAAAAAAAAAAGGGCAGACCUUAGACAGGAUCUCCCCUUGCCCUGCCUGCCCUCCCCUGCCCUUCCCACCACCUCUGUCUCAUUGUACCAGCAGAUCCAGAGAGGUUAAGUAGCUUGUCACAAGAGGCAGCACAGGGGGGCCCAAGAAGCCCCUAUGUCAUUGACAUUCUGGUUCUUCUCCUCUUCAUUAGCAGCUCCCUGCCCCUCCACAUGUAGACACUCAUAGUCCAAGUUCACACCAUGUGUGAAAGAACCAGUUACCUCUUUUUUCACAUUUUGCUCUUGGCUUUCCUCUGUGUCUGUUACUCACCCACAUUCACUCUGUGUAGCUCUCCAUCUUUGUUUUUCCCCUACCAGUCUAUCUCGUCCCCUUUCCUCUGUUUCUGAUCAGGUCUCUUCCUUUGCUGUAUUUCCUUCCUUUUGCCCCUCCUUCUAUCUUAAUUGGCUGGUAUAUAGAAUAGCAAUGUUGUAAUAAUUGGAGUUUUUCAGUUACAUGUAACAGAAACUGGCUGUGACUUGAACAAGCUCAAAACUUUAGAAUGAAUUUCCCGGUAGUUUAACCAAAAGGUGGAAGUAAGGGCUCCUGUAGCCUUCCCUGUUUAAUAAGCUCUUUAUUCAUUUUAGUAGGAAACAUUCCCUUCGGACUGUUUCAUUUGUUCAUUCUGUCACUGAACAAAUCAUUAUUGAGCACAUAUGCCAGAUAUUCUUUUAGGUUCAAAGAAUAUAGCAGUGAAAAGGAGAGAUAAAAAUCCUUGUCCUCAUAGAGCUUAUCUUCUGCUGGGGGAGACAGACAAAUAAAAGGUUGGCGAUAAAGCUGUGUGGUGGGUGGGCUAGUGUCUGGCUGGCUACUUCAGCCUGGAAGUUCAGAGAAGCUGUCGUUGAGGUGAUUAACAGUUAAGCUGAUAAAGAGGAAGAACUAUUUUUCUUCCUUCCUUCCUUUCUUUUCCUUUUUUGGCCUCCCCUGUGGCAUAUGGAAGUUCCCAGGCCAGGGAUGGAAUCAGAGCCAGAGCUUUGACCUAUGCCACAGCUGUAGCAACACCGGAUCCUUAACCGUCUGUGUUGGAGCAGGGAUCAAACCUGCAUCCCAGUGCUCCAGAGACACUGCUGAUCCUAUUGUUCCACAGUGGGAACUCUGGGAUAACGUUUCUAAUAUUGGUUCUCAACCAUAAUUAUGUAUCAGAAAUACCCUUGGACAAGACCUGUCAUAUCUGACAAAUCAGACUCUCAUGGGAAAGAAAUCAGGGCAUCCAUAUCUUAAAUAGCUUUAAAGGUUUUUCUGAGGGAUAUCUGAAGUUGGGAUCCCCUGGCGUGGAAGCUCUGAAAUAACCUGGGAGAGAUGAUUCAUGAAGCCAGGAACGUUUGUACCCUUACUUGGUGCAGUCCAUGGUGCUUGAUACCGUAACUGCUGAAGAAGAAAUUAAUUGCCUCUCUGUAGAAUCGUGGGGAAUCACCUGCUCAUCUCCUUCUUUUCCUUUUUUCCUUUUCCUCAUUUUCUUUGGAAGUCUUGCUGCUGCUCAAAAGAGAGGGGUGAGAAAUAGCUGACCGGGGUGAAGGGUGGGGGAUGUUUUCUGGAAGCAGCGAAGCUACCUGCAGUAGUGAGUGAGAAGAGGAGAGAAAUUUCUCGUAGCUGAAGGGAAGGCAGAUGGACUUCCUAUAUAUUAUGUAUUAGGUUUGUAUGCAGUGGAUCUGUGGGUUGGAUUUAAGUUACUUAAGUUGAAGUUUCCUUCACUUGUUUUAGUUCUACUUUGUGAAAUUAGUAAAAGUAUUUAGGGAAUGUGGUUACUCCUUAAAAAAAAAUUAUGUACAUUUAAGAAUGAUAAAUCCUGUUAUGUUCUUCUAGGGUACUGACUGUCACGUGGCAUAUAUUUGAACACUUUGCCCUAAUGCACGGUCAAAUUGCUACAGAAUCCUUUCUGCAAACACCUGACCGGGUGGGCAAAGCUCUUGUUUCUCCUGCUUUCUCUAAGCAACAACUCUUUGUAAAUACUGGAAGAGAACAACCAGUUCCUUGUUCGUGUUCAUUGUUGGUUUUCUAUUCUUGAGUCAUUUCAAAGAACAGCAGCUUACAAAUUACUAUGAGAUUCUAGGUUUGAGAUUUAGUUCCCAUGCUGUGUGGCUUGUGUCUUAGAAAUCUUCUAUUUGAAAAAGAGUAAGAUGACUGUAUUCAAAACAAAAAAGCUUUUUUGUUUUGGUUCCUCAGGUAUAUUCUCUAGUUACUAAAAUGAGUACAAUGGAGCCUCUGGUCUACCUCCUCCUCUCCUAGGAGAGCUUUGGCUGCCGUGAGUUGCCAUAGUCACAGGAAGCGAGCCACACUUUCGUCUUACUGCUCUCCCACCCGGGUUGGGUUCCAUACCUGGCUGGUUUGGCUGUCUUCCUUUUGUGUGUAUGCAGAAAGUUUUUGACCUUUCUCAUUCACUUUUCUUCCCAAUUAUCUCACUCUGUUUACAUUCGGAAAAUCUUCUUCCUACCAUAUUUGCCCUGCCUCCCAUUGCCUCGGAUUUGAAAUCAGUCUUAAUCGAAAGGCCAAAUAUCGAGGGAAGUGAUGCAUUUUGAAGUUGAAUUAGAUAUAAUAAAGUACCAAUCAGACAUUUGAAAUAAUGCAAGCUUCACUUUAGAGUCAUUGUAAACAUGUUCACUGAUCUCUUCAUGUUUUUCUAACCUAGGCUUUCUCCAAGCACUAACAUUGAGAAAAGAUAAUUUGAAAAGCAAACACACUUAUUUAAUUACUUAGUUUUAGUUUUUGAAAUAACAUAAUAUGGAAUAUAUAAUCAUUUUUGGACCAAGCUACAAGACUAACAACCAUAAGAUUUUGUCUUUGGGAAACCAUUUCCAGAAAUCUAAAUACUAGCUUUUACAAAUAAGCUUUUGGAAUAGAACUCAUUUGCAAGCUAAAGACUUUCUGUAAUGGUUAUAGGUGGUAAGAGGAUUUAAACACUGAUUCUUGAUCUUUUACAGUGGAUCUGUCAUCCGCAUCUUCAUUCUAAGUGAAGUUACGGGUCUUGCCAUCUAAGUUUGAUCAAAUUCAAUCCUUGGUUUAAAGAACAUACUUGUCUCACUUUUAAAAACCUUUCUCUCUCUCUCUCUCUUUUUUUUUUUUAAGGGCUGCACCUGUGGUACAUGGAAGUUCCUAGGUUAGGGGUCAAGUCGGAGCUGUAGCUGCGGGCCUACACCACAGCCACAGUAACACUGGAUCCUUAAUCCACUGAGCGAGGCCAGGGAUCGAACCUGCGUCCUCAUGGAUAUGAGUCGGGUUCGUUACUGCUGAGCCACAAUGGGAACUCCAUAAAUGUUUCUUUCUUAAUUUGAAAGGUUUAUUUAUUUAUUUAUUUAUUUAUGUUAUAAACGAAAACUCAUACUAUACCCAGAAGUAAGCAGCGAAACUCAGCAGGAGGAGUUUUUAAUAUGAAACCAUUUCAUUUGAGAGUAUGCAUUAUUCAAGCGAUAUUCUAGAGUGAGUGUAUUUUUGUGUUUUAUGCAGAGGCUGCCUUCUGAAGAUGAAAGAUAUAUGAAAUACCAGGUUAUAUUUGUCUGUGUGUUGUAAUGUAACAGCCUUGUACUCAGCUUGUGUGAGACUAGGGCCUCAGUUUUUCUUGGGAUUAAAUAUUUUCUCCUUUUCCUUUUUAAAGAGUCCCUUCGGACUGCUGUGUGCUGAGAACAUUGGUUUAGUGUUCCUUGGUUUGCUUAAUAAGGCCUGGGCUAGUUCACUGAGACCUAACGAGCACAGCAAGGUCUAUUUUGAACAUGAGCUUUCUUCAGGCAAGAGAGGGCUGUAGCACUGAGACGCUGCUAGCAAGAGAUAUAUGUUUGACGUGGCUGCAGCUGUCAGCUUUGGAAGGACAUCUUUUCAGGCUGAUUAUGAAAACUCUGGUUCCCAUCAAAUUAGAUGGGAAGACACACAUAGGCAUGGCUGUCUGCAGUUCUCUGAAGUUGCCCAUCAAAGAGCUCCCACUGACUUCUCUCUAAUGACACCUCUGAGAGUAGGGGAGAGAGUAUUUCUGUUUUUAACUAAUUCUCUUGUAAUUAGAAUAAAGUCCACUGCUUCCUCACGAAUCUCAAAUCCCAAGUUCAAAUUCAAAUGUGGAGAGAUAACACAUGAGAGGAGUACAGAGCAGACAUGACCUUAACCAAAAUGCACAGUCAUUUCUAGACCUCGUUCUCAUGAGGAUGCCAGGUGGUUGUUAAGUAUUUUGGGCAGAAAUAAGCCAUGGAGAUAGAGAACUGACAUGAGGGUUUGCCUCUCUUUGAUAAUUAGUGUUGCCUCCAUGUUGUUAAGCAGAUGCUUUGUCUAAUACUCUGCAGGCCUUGUAAUCUGUGGUUUGUAACAGACUCAAACUUGAAGAACAGGAAGAAUGACUUACCUUCUUUUACAAAGUGUUCAAAGGCUAGGAGACAAGAUGCAUGCAUUCUUGCUCCGUUUUAAUUAGACGUGUGGCAUAAACUUAGACUGAAUAAUGCAAGUUGUUUUAAAUAUUCCGUUCCAUUUCUGGCUUGUAAUUAGACGUACCUAUCUAAUCUGUGAUUGUUUAACCCUGAAUAUUUUUAUUUCCGUAAGCAGUUAGAACAAAAGUAGAAUCAGUUGUGCAUUUGGGAAAUGUUUGCCUUUUUCCUAUUUUUAAAUUUUAUUUUAAAGUUGAAUGCAGAUAUUGUUUUCUCCGUCACUGGUUAUAAUGGGAGGAAAUGAUUAAGAAGAAAAAAUGUUGCUAAAAAUAAAAAAAUAAGCAUUUUGUUUAUGCUAAAAUAUGACUAUUAAGACUUAAUGCUGUCUUCAGGAAAAAGCAGCCUAUAAAUUAAGUGCUCUGACACUUAAGAAGUCUGAGAACUGCGGAGGGAGUUCCCGCUGUGGCUCAGUGGAAACAAACGUGACUAGCCACCAUGAGGAUGCAGGUUCAAUCCCUGGCCUUGCUCAGUGGUUUAAGGAUCCUGUGUUGCCAUGAGCUGUGCUGUAGGUCACAGACGCGUCUCAGAUUUGGCGUUGUUGUGGCUGUGGCAUAGGCUGGCAGCUACAGCUCUGAUUCAGCCCUUAUCCUGGGAGCCUCCAUGUGCUGUGGGUGUGGCCCUAAAAAGCCAAAAAAAAAAAAAAAAAAAAGAAGAAGAAGUCUGAGAACCAAACUCUUGGGAGCCAAGGAAGAGACCUUAACAAUUUUAUGUUUCAAUUCUUUGCAGUUUCUCACCUCACAGUGUGCUUUUAUAGAUGUUCGUCCCAUGGACUUCUGUGGUUUAUUUUUUGUAGAUAACUGGUAAUUGCUUUCCUCUCCUAAACACAAACCCCACCUGGUAAUUUUAUUCUUUUGUUUGUGAGAAGUUCAGGUAAGGAGAAAUGAGUACCACAUCACCUCUCUUCUGGUUACUUUGUUGGAGAGAUGUGGGCCAGCUCAGUGAUCUUUUGAUAUUUUGACAAUGGCUUGGUAGAAGCCAGUGCAUUUGCUUUAUGGUUGUUGAUACAAAGGCACCAGGAGACAGAGGAGCCCAUUGGAACUGAGAGUGGCAUCAACAUCUGUACGUUAAAAGGAGAGGGUUGGACUAGGUGAUGGUCUGUCUGUGUGUUACGGCUUUGGUAUGUACAGUCAUGAGGGAUGUUUAUGGCUUUAGGGCUAAGGUGUCAGAAACGGUAGCACUUGUGGGUCCAGACUCAUGUGGAGACAGACAGGAAAGGAGAAGAAAAAAAUACUUGGGGGUCAAAGUAUUUUUCCUGUGGUCCUUUCCUAUAGAAACUCAAUGUGCCAGAUAUACUUCUGAGCACUUUACCUACGUCAGUCACUUGAUCUUCCCUACAAACAGCCGAUGAAGCGGUCACAGUAUUGCCUUCACUUCAGGAGAUGGAAGCACAGAGAAUUAAUGUGAUGGAGCCCAUGAGGGAAGAGCCUGGAUCUGAACCCAGGCAGCUUGGCUGUGGACUUGGAGUGCCUAGCCCCCACUGCACUCUGUCACCUGCUCUCUAGGUAGAUGAUCAGUAUUCCAUGACUGUAUCAUGCUUGUCCUCACAUAAAAUACUCUCCCUUCACCAUCUCUUCAUGCAGCCGUUGAAUGUUUUUUGAGUGUGUGCUAUGUGCCAGGCACAGUGAUGAGUCCUUCAGAUGGAGAAGAGACAGACAUCCUGCAGAAGGAGUUACAAGCCUAGCUAGGGAGGCAGACUAAAAUAACCCCUGAAGUGUGUGAUGGCAAACCAGGCUAAGAGUUUGAAGGAGAAGGGUGCAAGCUUUGGGAACAUAAGGCAGGGGGGCCUGAUCUCCUCCAGUUGCCAAAGAAGGCGGCCCUAUCAAGGUGACUUGUGCUGUGGUGCCAAGGAAGGGAAAGGGAGGCCACCUAAAUGCUACCACAAUGACAGGACUAUCUCCCAGCCCCCUUUAGAGCCCUUGUUCUCCAUAUCUUUAAGUCCCAUAAAGACAUUGCAGGCUUUUCUGGUGUCCCUGUAUGUGCACAGGUUCCUAUGCAGAUUAUAAGCAUUAAGUGAGUACAUAUUGAUCUUUGGUGACUGUGGCCCCUUCUACCUCCUGCUUCCUACCUUUUGUCUGUUGGGAGUGGCCAAGUGUAGCUUCAGAACAGAUAUGGGGACGUGGGAGAGCAAACGUCUGGGUCAGGUAGUAUGACUGGCUCUCAGAAUACUUCCUAGAAGCUAAUACAGAACAUUUGUCUAGAGCUCUUAUGCUUGAAAUCAGUCUCUUUUAAUACAUCAUUGAAGAAUUGUCUCUACGUAUCUAGUUUGAUGCUUUCAUAUAAUGGGAUCAGAAAGUUAAUUUCACUGGCUCCUCUGGACGUUACCACUAAAGUUGUAGUGACACAUUAAAAAAAUCUCAUUUACUAAUUAUUAAAUAAACUGAAUUAACCUUCUAGGGCAGAUACACUUGUACAUUACCGGGUUAAAGUAGUCAUUCGCUAAACAUAUGCGUGCUUACGCAACAUCUGCCUGACAGGAUGCUUUGUAGGGCUUAUAGAGGGUGCGGUGCUUGGUUACUGCACUUAAGGAGCUACCUGCUUUAGUAUAAAGGAAAAUAAUCACAACAGAGCCAUGAGGGGCCCAUCAGGGAGUGGUUGGGGGCGCCUGCGGGGAGCUUGGCUGCCUGACUCCACUGCACCCUGGCUGUGUGACCUGGAGGCAGCUGAUUCUCCUCAUUUGACACAGAAAAUGGAAAUGGGUAAUCUAUUUAAAGAAGACACCAGAAGAAGCCUACAGAGCACUCCUUUCUGGCUCAAACCCCCCCUAUCUUCCAUUCAGGGAUGCUUCCUUUGGAAAUUGCACUUACAAUCUCACCAUCCUCGACUGUUUGCAGGGAAUCAGAAAGGUUAUCCGCUUCACGCCCCCGAGGCCUACUUUCCUUAUUUCAAAAAGCAUAACGUGACUGCAGUUGUGAGGCUGAACAAAAAGAUCUACGAGGCGAAGCGCUUCACAGACGCCGGCUUCGAGCACUACGACCUCUUCUUCAUCGACGGCAGCACACCCAGCGACAACAUCGUGCGAAGGUUCCUGAACAUCUGCGAGAACACCGAGGGGGCCAUCGCGGUUCACUGCAAAGCUGGUCUUGGAAGAACAGGGACGUUGAUAGCCUGUUAUGUCAUGAAACACUACAGGUUUACACAUGCAGAAAUAAUUGCUUGGAUCAGAAUAUGCCGGCCUGGCUCCAUCAUAGGGCCACAGCAGCACUUCCUGGAAGAAAAACAGGCAUCGUUAUGGGUCCAAGGAGACAUUUUCCGAUCCAAACUGAAAAGUAGACCAUCCAAUGAAGGAAGUCUUAAUAAAAUUCUUUCUAGCUUGGAUGAUAUGUCUAUUGGUGGAAACUUAUCUAAAAUUCAAAAUGUGGAGAGAUUUGGAGAGAAUAAUUUAGAAGAGGAUGAAGAUGUGGAAAUGAAAAAUAAUAUCACCCAGGGAGACAAACUACGUGCCUUAAAAAGUCAGAGACAGCCACGCUCCUCACCGCCCUGUGCCUUUCGGUUGGGCGACAUGAAAGGGCAUCCAAGAGCAGCAUCCCAGCCUUCCAGAUUGAGUUCCUCCCCACAAGGAUCUGCAUCUACUUUGAAGACCUCAAAAGUGGCUUUGUCCCCUUCAGUGACAGCCAAAAGGAUAAACAGAGGAUCUCUGUCCUCAGGCGCCGCCGCUGUAAGAAGCUUUUCCAUAAACUCCCGGCUAGCCAGUUCUCUAGGGAACUUGAACGCCGCCGCCGCAGAGGAUGCAGACAACAAAAAGCCCGCCGCAGCCUCGAAGGUGGGUUUCGUCGCCAGCCCGUUCAGCAACCUCUUGAAUGGCAGCUCCCAGCCGCCCGGCAGAAAUUACCCUGAGCUCAACAACAACCAGUACAGCAGAAGCGGCGGCAGCAGUGGGAGCCCCCUGGGCGGUCCGCCGAGCCCCCCGGGCGCCAAGGCCGAUGCGCACAGCCCCGCCCUGCGGCCCGCCUACACCGGCCUCUCCUCGUCCUCCGCGAGAUUCCUGAGCCGAUCGAUCCCCGUAAGUUCGCAGACACCACCUCUUGGCCCUCAGAACCCUGAGCGCAACUAUUGUGCCUUGCCUUCCCAGCCCAGGCUGCCCCCCAAGAAAGUGAAUAGCGCCAAGGACGCCUUCUGAUCGCGGCCCUCCCUCUGUGCCUGAAACUGUCUCUGCACGUCCAUUCUGCCGGCCCCUCUUCAAGUAAAUGCCGAGUUUCAACGCGAUGUGCUUCCUUCCUUCUUUUUCUUCUCUCUCCAUUCCUUUUAAAGUGAUUUCUCUAGGAAGGGAAGCGGCUUCGGUUACUUUCCAGUUAAGUGUUCGAAUCACCCUGCACUUGGGGUGCAAAGUCAGGGGCGGAGUCACAGGACAGACAGCAUCGGCUCUGGCUUUAGUGGUACCCUGGCUUUUUCUCAUCACACAACAGUGUGGAUGAAUCUGGAGUAUUUAAACGCGGCAGGUGCUGAAUGAACAGUGUCUUCUCAGAACUAACCAUUAAGCCCUUGACUGUGUCGCCUCCUGCAGGGAACUGACCCAGAAUUAAUUAAAUGGCACGUGAAGAGUACUUAGCAAGGCUGGGUACGCGCCUGGGGUGUAGGGAGGGGAAGACAGGUAACAGGAAGAUGUUGAAGCUCAGCUCUCACUCUUCUAGAAAUAGGAUGGAAGACCUCCAAACACAGUUUACCCAUGAGCUCUUCCUGGGGGUUCCCAAGCCCUGUUUUUAACUGGUUGGCCCUGUUAGGGUAAAGUCUCCUUGGGUCACCCCCAGCCACGAAUCACUCUAAUCACCUAUUUUGUUUGCCUCAAAGGGAAUUGAGGUCUGUGGGAAUCUGAGUUUUGAUCUGAAAGAACAAGGACAAAAUUGGAAGGAGAACUGGAUCCCACAGAUCAGGGCGAUGUCGGUGGGUGUUGGAGUGGGACGUUGCUCCACUCAGGCAGCGGCAAGCCCUGUGUUCCGGGGAGGCUGCGGUCUGGCACCUCUUCAUGCCCACUGUUCUUCACACCCUUUCUCAGCCUUCGUCCUGGAGAGGGGGGUCUCUGCAGGGCGGGGAGAGGAGAAGUGCGGCAGCUCUGUGCCUCUCAGCAAACCCAUACCCCGUGGGCAGUAGCCAGUGGGAUGCACCUUCCGUAGAUGGCAGUUUAGACACCACCACUUUCUUUUUUUUUUUUUUUGCUUUUUACUUUUUAGGGCUGCACCUGUGGCAUAUGGAAAUUCCCAGG
Molecule: messenger RNA, 13685 nt
Organism: Sus scrofa (pig)
Lineage: Eukaryota; Metazoa; Chordata; Mammalia; Artiodactyla; Suidae
Source: RefSeq, a predicted model, not a curated record